Messenger RNA from Paramecium sonneborni, 8679 nucleotides. NCBI's taxonomy places the organism in Eukaryota, Ciliophora, Oligohymenophorea, Peniculida, Parameciidae. The record is from the annotation of a GenBank genome assembly.
AUGAAAUUAAGAGGAGGAGGAUGUGGAUCUUCAAACAUUGUAACCCCAUUUCCAAUAAAAGCUUAAACUACAAAAACGACACCUGGAUUAACAACCUAAAUUAAAUUUCAUUGUGAUCGGAUCGCCAGGUCGUCGGUGACAGUUUUAGAUUAAGAAAACAACUUAAUGAAUAGUUUUCAGUUCUUCUCAUUGAACCAAAGACAAAUAUGGGGUUUAGUAAGCAAUACUCAAUUAAACUAAUAAUCAUUUGAACUUGUCUCAUAGAGUUUAGAUACAUUAAUAUCAACAUUGUAAAAUAUUGUAAAAUAAAAUGCUGGAUAUUCUUUAUAUGUCUUCUAAAUCAUGACAUAAUUAUCUUGGAUACUAUUUUCAUUCUAUACAGCUAAUUAAGAAAGAUAUUUGGAUAUCAACAAGUAAUAACUAAUUUUAAGAGAAAUGGCUUUGAUAAGAGAAUAACUAAAAAUUGAAAGAAGGGCAGAUAAAUUGUUCAAUAAUUUAUACUUUGAGUUUUUUAUUACUAAAUCCAUAAUCACAAUUUAACCUACAAAUUCAAAAGAGGCUGAAGAAAUAUUACUCUAGUUUUUAGGAGGAGCUCUUAAAUCAUUAGCUACCUUUACUAUUAAUGAUGAUUUAAUUUAAAGUCUUAAAAAGAGUGCUAUUUACAUCUAUUAAGAAGGGGUUAAAUAUAGUAGAAAGAGAAAAUUAGAAAUCAUAUUUUCACUUUAACAAUUAAAAUUUUAUAUCAUGGAUGAAUUGGAAAAUGGGAGAGAUGCUAAACAAUUAGCAACCCUUCUCAGUAAAAUGUUUUGUGAAAUCAUUCGGGAAUCCACAGAUUGGGAAAUUUGGUGUAGUUGGAUUUAAAUAUUGUCUUCAUUGUUUCAAUUUAAAUAAGCUGUUGAUGAAUUAAAAAUUGAACCUUAACUUUCUUAGUAUUUAUAAGGAAAAGAAUAUACAAUCCCAAAUUUCGAUGGCAGAUGCUAUGUUUCUAUUGACAGUUUCUAAAUUUAAAAUGAUGAAAUUUUAAAAUUAAUAUUUGAAAGUAGUUAACCAUUACAAGAAUUAUCUAAAUUGUAAUCAUUUAUCUUAAAUGGAUAUGGCUUAUUAUCAAGUUAUGAAUAAUAGUAUUUUAAUAAGCUAUCUGUCAUCUAAGCUACUAAUUCUACUUUAAAAAAUUAUUCUUUUAGUCAAUCAUAAAUUUCCUAAUUCAUGAAUUCUGUUAGUGCCAUCUAACAAGGUUAGCAAUAAUUAAUAGAAUUAUUUAAAUAAUUAGUUUCUAAUAAUGAUUAACAGAAGAUCAAAGAAGCUGAAGAGUUGUUAAAAGAUUUAAUUGCUAAAAUUAUUUAAUUAAAAAGAGACUUAGAGCAUAUAGAAAUUAUUUAUUAAUUUCUUAAAAAUGAAAUCGAUGCAAAUCUCAUCAAUUAUUAAUUUCCUGAAACAGAUAAAAUCUUAGUCUUGUACUUGCAAAAAUACUUAAAUUGUUAAUUUUCAAGCAAGCAAGUUUAAAUAAUUGAUUUUGAUUCCAUCUUUUAAACAAAAUAAAUAUCUUAACUAUUAGAUCAAUUUUCAUAUGAUGAAAUUAAUCAUGAAAUUAGAGAAUAAAUUCUGUCCAAGACGAUUGAUCAAGCUUAAGUUGAAAAAUUGAUUGUUACAUUAAAAAUGAAAAAGCAAUAGGAAAUAAACAAAAUUAAUGAUGAAAAUAAGUGGUUUUAUGGGUUUUGCAAGUCUUUAGAAUUGACUGAAAAAACUAAAUGUUUCAUCAAUUGGAAUUUAUAAAUUUAAGUUAUUUUAUCAAUUAGGCUAAAAAUGAUUAAUUCCUUUAAAGAGGAUGAAAAGUUGUAAAGUUUAAAAUAAGAUAUAAUAUAAUAAUCUAUGUUAAUGACUUCAUAUGAUCCAUUGUAAUCCUCAUUAUAAUUUAUGUACAAUUAAUAUUUGAAAUGCUAAAGUAGUAAAUUUCUCUAAAAAAUUCCUAUUGAUUAAUCACAUUAAUUUGCUAAAAUCUUAAAAGCUGUUACUAUUGAAAAAUUUAUAUCAAUUAAUUAGGUUUUUGGAAUUUUAACAAAGUAUCUAUUUAAAGAAACCUAACUGAGAAAUGAUAUAAGCAUUGACUAAGAAAUUUGCAGAAUAAUCUAAGAAGAAUUAAAUGAUAAUAUAAUUUAUUUAAAUUAAGUGUGUAAUGGGAUAAAAAUGAUAACAGACUUUUUAAGAAAUUAAGGGGAAAAUAGUUAAGAAUAAAAAGAUGAUUUAAUUGUUCUAAAAGAUUAAUCUAUAUUUCAUGAAAUCUACCCAAAUUUCAAUACAAAUUCAUUAUCUCAAGCUUAAAUUAUAAUAAGUUUGUAAAAAUUAUCGGUUUACUAAGACGAGUUUUUAAAAUCAUUUGAAACUAUGAAAGAGUACAUAAAAAAUGAAGAUAAUGAAUUUUAUUAAUACUUAGAAAAUAAGAAAGUUUCUAUUUCAAAUAUAAUUGAAUUAAUUGACAUAGUAAAACUAAUGUAAAUAACAAAUGAAAAAGAUAAAGAAAUUGCUUUUUUUCUUUGUGAGGAUAUUCAAAAAUAACUAAGUGAAUGUUGUAAGCUAGUUAGAGGAACGUCUGUAAAAAUUGAGUAGAAACAAUUUGAUUGGAAUGAUGAAAUUAAAUUCUAUGAAUCUUUAGUCGACGAAAUUAAAUAGAUUAAAACAAGAUAACAAGAGUAGGUUUAAUAAUUUUAAAAUAUUUUAAUUAAUUCUGAAAAGGUGUAAUCUUAGAUCUUAAACUACACUACUUUAUUAAAAUUAGCUGCUAAGAAACCUUAAUUUUUGUAUUAAUCUUAAGAAUCUUAAAAACUAUUGUAAGAUACAAUGAAUGAUUAUUGCAGUCAAUCUAUAGAGACUUCAAUCGACUAUUCAUAAAUUUAACAAAUUAUAUCAGUGAAAGAAUUUAGCUAAUAUCCAUCUGAGAUAGAACCAUAAAUUAAUUUUAUCUUAAGCCAAAUAGAAAGCAAAGAUGAUUAAAAGAAGACAAAUGAUUAUUUCGAUCUAAUUUAAUAAGGAAUUAAUGAUUUAUUAUCAAAUAAUCAAUGGAGGAUUAGACAAUUUAUCGUUUAUGAAUUGAUAUAAAUGAGAAGAAGUUGUCUCUAGCAAAACUCUUUGACACUCAAUUCAGGAUUGUAUAUACGAUUUUAGGUUUAUGAAACUGAUAAAAGAAUUCGACAGCUUUUUGAUGAUAAAUCAAUAUAACUAUCUAAUUAAUUGAUGAGUAAAUAUUGGCCUAGUUAAGAAACAAUUAUUUAAAAUAAAUUAAAAGAAAAGUUAAAAGAUUUAAAUGAAUUGGCCUAAUAAAUUUCCCUUGAAACAUCAGAAAAUUAUAAAUAGCAAUUAAGAAAGGAAUAUUCUAAAUUAGAAAAAGAAAUUUAAUCUAUGUUUGAAAAUGUUACUUAAAUCUCUAAUACACUUGGGAUUACAAUAAUCUUUCUUUAAGAUUUAAAAUAAGACCUAUUGAGAAUAGAAAACUAUAUUGUUCAAAUGUAAGAAACUUUAGAUACCAUGAGCAAAGAUAUCAAAUAUUUAAAAGGUAGAACGAUAAUUGAAUUAUUAGAAUUAAGAAUGAAAAAGGUUUUGCAAUAAAGAUUGGUUUUCAAUUCAGAUAAUGUUUAUAUUCCAAUAAAAACAAAAGUAAAAUUAAAUGAUUCUAAAUUUUCAAAUGAAAAAACAAAUCUUUUUACAGAAGAUAUAUUUGGAGAUGGUGAGAUAAAUGAGUUUAUUUGGAAGUAAUAAAAAGAUUGUUUUUUAAUUCAUGGUUAAGCUGGAUCAGGUAAAAGUACAGCAGCAAGAAAAAUAGAGGAAUUCUUAUGGAUGUUUUAUUAAAAGAAUAAAAAAAGUGAUUAUAUUCCAUUAAUACCAAUAUUUGUAUCUUUACCAUAAUUAAGAGACCCAGUAUAUUAUUGUAUUGAAGAAACUCUAAAGUCUGAUAAUUAUAGAUUUAAUGAUAGGUAGAUUUAAGAUUUUUAAGAGGCAGUUGAACAAAGAAAAUUAAAAUUAGUAAUCAUAAUGGAUAGUUAUGAUGAAUUAAAGUCAGAUUAUAUUGGUUUAAAUUUAAAUAUUUCAAAUAAAUUAUCGAAAUGGAGAUGUUAAGCAGACAAAAAUAAGUUUCCUAAAAUUAUAACAACUUGUAGAACAGAAUUAUUUAAUAUUGCUGGUUAUAAUACAUGGUUUUUUUCUGAGUCAAACAGCCCUUAAUUUUAUAAAGAAGUUAAAUUAUUAAAAUUUAAUACAGAACAAUAGAGAUUAUAUAUUGAUCAAUAUACUUUAUUGUGUGUUAAAAGAGAUAUUAGAGAAUUUUAUUUUGGUAGUAAUAGUACUUAAGAUUAUUCUGAAUAUGAGACAUUUUUUAUUGAUUUAUUGAAAUCUUUGAAUUUAAGUAAAAUUAAAUCUGAAAGUAUAUAUAUGCUAAAUUCAAAAAUAAUUUAACAAAUUUUAUUCAAAUGUUCAAAUUUUGUAUCAAAAGAUAUGCAAAAAACUUUAUCAUAAUUACUUCAAGAGAUUUGGUCAAGUUAAUAAUAUUUAAAAUUUAUAUAAAUAAUGAAAUUAGAUAAAGUUAUAGAGACUCCAUUUAUGGCAGAAAUAGUGAUGGCUGUUCUUCCUUAUAUAGUGAGACAAAGAUCAGAAAUUACUAAUGUAAAGAAUAGAUUUAUAAAAAAAUAUAUAUAUUUUGCAAAAAGUGAAUAAUAACUAGUUUAAGUAAGUUAAUUAGAGAAAUAGGCAUUAGAUGAAUGGCAAACUAUAAUAAAUAAUUAAAAUUUUAUGAAUGAAUAUCUGUAAGAAUUUUCAGAAAUUUAAGUUGAGAAAUUAAUAACAAAGUAUUUUUCUAACAAUUAGUAGUUUUCAAUUAUAAAAAAUUCAUUGAUGUUAGAACCAUUAUCAACUUAUGAUUUUUAUAGUUAAUUUUUGGAACACUAUUUUAAGAGAUAGAUUUAUAAAUUAAGAGAGGCAGGUGAAUCGAUUGAUUAUGAGUAAAUUGGAAGUGAAUUAUGGAAAUUCACUCAUCAUUUAGCUAAUCAAAUGACAUUUAGAAAUAUGACUUAAGUUUACUUUUAACCUAGUGGUUUAAUUUUUAAGAAAUCAGAAAUUGAUUGGAAAGAUGAAUUCUUUAAUGAUUAAUGUUCAGAAGGUGUAUAUAAGAGAUUAUUUAGAAAAUGUAUGCCAAUUAAAUAAAAAAAUGGGAUUUAUUCAUUUAAUCAUAAAUCAAUAUAAGAGUUUUUAGUAGCUAAAUGGUUUGUGGAAUUCUUAUCAAAUAUUAAGUUUCCAAUUGAUGAAAUAUCUAAAAAACAAUUAUUAUUGUAUGAAUUUUUUAAUAUGACAUGGGAUUAUGAAUAUUUAAAGGGAUCAAUCACUUUUAUUUCAGAUAAAUUAAGAUACAAUGAAGAAUAAAAGUAAUAGCUAUUAAGUUUAAUUUAUUUAACCAGAUCAGAUGAUAAUUUUAUUACAGCAGGUUCAAAUAGUAUGUUAUUAUUAAAUGAGAUGGAUCAUUCUUUUAUUGAUAUGGAUUUUAGUAAUAUUAAAUUAUCAUAAGUUACAUUAAGUGGAGCUAAUUUUUUUAAUUGUGACUUUUCUAAUUCAAUUUUUACAGGAGUUACAUUAUCAUCUGUUAAUCUCAAUUUAUCUAAAAUAAUAAAUGCUUAAUGGUCUGAUAUAUCAUUAAAUUAAUUGCCAUAAAUUAAAACAAGUUUGGAAAAUGUUAGAGGAUUAACUUAUAUUGAUAAAGAGAAAAUGCUAAUUGCAAUAGAUGAUUAAAAACCAGAGAUGAAAUAAUAUGAUAUCUUUAAAAUUUAGGAAAUUAAUAAAAUUAAUAUCAAACUAAUCCCCAAAAAGGCUAUUUUAUCAAAUAGUCAAAGAAUUUUGGCUUUAUAUAAUGAAAGUGAAAUUCUAAUAUAUGAUCUAUUUGAUAUGAAAAAUAUUUAGUUGAUUAAUUAUGUAUAAUGUUUUGAUAAAGAAAGAACUUGUUGUGUUUUUGGGUCUGAUGACAAAUCAUUAUUUUUUGGUGGAUACAAUGGGGUUCAUGAAUUGAAAAUUACUAUUGAAUUAGUUGAAAGAAGAGCAGCAAAAAAAAUUACAGAUAAGGAAAAGAAAAAAGGAAAACUUUAAAAUUUAAAGAUUGAUCCUGAUGAUAAAGUGGAAAUCAUUCAAUAAUAAAAAGAUUUAACUGUUACUAGUGAUUAAUUCAAAUAAAUAAUAAAUGAAUAAGUUUUAGAUCUAAGAUGUUGUAAGGUUUUGAUAAUGUAAAAAUAAUCAAAAACGAUAUGUUUAUAUAAUUAAUAAGCUCAAUGGAUGAAAUAAAUUGAAACUAAAUUUGAAAGGGUUAAUUGUAUGGAUAGUAAUUUAGAGUUGAAUUUACUGGCAAUAGGAGGUCGUAAGGGUGAAAUAAAUCUUUACAAUUUGUCUUAGAUAGGUUAACCUGUUAGUUUGAGCGGACAUAAAAAAGCAAUCUCAGAGUUAAGGUUUUCAAUUGAUGGUAAAAUCUUAGUAUCAUCUUCAUUUGAUUAAUCCAUAAUAUUAUGGAGUACAUAAUAAUAAUCAUAAAUUAAUUAAGCUAAUUUCACAGCAUUUAUUAAAAUAUACUCAUUAACAUUAAUAACAAAUACAUACUUAGCUGUAACUGGAUAAAAUCAAGGUUUAAUCUAAAUUUGGGAUUUAGAUAGUCAAGAUACAUCAAUUAUAAAUCCAUCAGGUCAUACUAAUAUAAUUUAAUGUUGUAUAUUUUCAUUUGAUGGAGCUUUAUUAAUAUCUGGAUCAAAUGAUUUAUUAAUUAAAGUGUGGAAUACAUAAACUGGAUAAUAGAUAGGCUAGAAUCUUGAAAAACACGAAUUACCCAUUAAGAGCUUAGCUAUUUCAUAAGAUUCUAAUAUUUUAUGUUCUGGAGGUGAAGAUGGAUUUCUAUAUAUAUGGGAUUUACAAAAAUUUUAAAUUAAACAUGAAGUAAAUCAUUAUUCUUCUCAAAUAACAAGUGUUUCCAUAUUUUAUUCAGAAGAUUAAUACAAAAUAAUAACAUUAACUGAAGAAAAAUUAAUUCAUCUUUGGAGCCUACAUAAUCUAUAAGAAUUUAUUUUAAUAUAUGAUUAUAAGGAUGAGAAUAAAAGAAUAAUUCCUAAUAUUGAAACAAAAAAAUUAUUAGAUUUAUGUAGAGAUUAAUAAGUGAAAGCCUUUGAAUCAUAUAAUAUUAGUAAUUACAUAAAAAUACAAAAUCAAUAUAUUACAGCUUUGGGUAUCAGUACAAAUGGUUAAAAGAAGUUGAUUGGAACAAGUGAGGGAUACUUAAUAAUCAUAGAAAACAAAGAAAUGAUAUUCAAAAAUUAAGCACAUAAAAAAAGCAAAAUUGAUAUCAUUUAUGUGCUUAAUGAUCAAUUAUUUAUUACAUCAGGAUAAAAUUCAAUUAUCUUUUGGAAUAUAAAUGAUUUUACUUAGUAUUCUAAUUACUAAAGUAAAUUUACUAAAAUUAAUGAUUGCUUUGUUUAAAAUGAUAAUUUUUAUAUUUCUAUUGAUUUUACUAUUCGGAUUUGGAAUAUCAGUUAGAAGUCUACUAUUAAAGUAAUAAAGGAAAAAAAGAAAGAUCAUAUACAUUCUAUCUGUAUGAAAAAUAAUGUUACUAUAUAUGCAGGUACUUAAAAUGGAAACUUACUAAUAAUUGAUCUCUAAAAAUCAGAUUAAUAUUAAGUGAUACCUGAAAUUCAUAAUGGUAGAAUUACUAAAAUUGCUUGGAUAACUAAUUAAAAUUAAUUUAUAACAGCAGGAUUAGAUGGAUUGUUAAAAUUAUGGAAGGAUGAUAAACCAAUCAAAGUUAUAGAUACAGGUUCUACUGUAAACUCAUUCUAUCUCUCAAAUGAUCAAAAUUAUUUUGUUUUACACACUUUUGAAGGUUUAAGCAUGUGGACAUCAGAAGAUCUCGUUCUAUCUGAAAAAAUUGUCAGUUUAAAUGACAAUUAAUCCAUUUUAGUUUUGUUUAAUUAAAGAAGAAUUAUUUGGUCUAAAGAUGAUCAAUUAUAUUACAUUCCAAUAUUGCAGAAAAAGAUUAAAUAUUCAUAUGCUUAGGAAUCUAACAAUCAUUUUCCUACUGUAUUUCUUGUUGAUGAAAAUAAUUUAAUCUACUCAGGGGAUACUGAAGGCAAACUUGGUUUUUGGAAUUACAAAGGAGAAAGAACAAAGGAUUUUCUAGAUUUGAAUCAGUCAAAUAUUAUUUGCUUAACUUAAUCUAAUGAUAAAUCAAAAUUAUGUAUAGCUUUUAAAGAAUUAAUUAAAGUUAUUUCAACAGAAUCUUACCAGAUUAUCUAUGAAAAGGAUUUUAAAGAUUUCUCUAUAAAUAGUAUUAAUUAUUUAAAUGAAAAAACAUUAUUGAUAACAACUAAAUUAAAAGAUAAGUAAGUAAUAAUUUUUGAUGAAGAAGAUAAAUCUAUGCUUAUUUAGAAUGAACAUGAUGAAGAAUUAAGAGGAGCAGCAGUUAACUAAAAAACAAACUGCUAUCUUACAUAUAGUGAUGAUAAAUCCAUUCGAUAUUAUUAGAAAUAAAAUUAAACUUAUUCUAUGAAGUUUUCAAUGUCAUAAUUAUUAAAAUUUGAAUCACAAGACACGAUUGUUGAAAAUAGCACAAUAAUAUCAAAGACUGGAAUAGAUUUAUUAUCACUCUUUAAAAAUUAAAGAAUUGUUAUGCAAUGA